Callithrix jacchus (white-tufted-ear marmoset) is the source of this 13318-nucleotide messenger RNA. It is a transcript of the gene ZNF469, whose product is annotated as zinc finger protein 469. Lineage: Eukaryota; Metazoa; Chordata; Mammalia; Primates; Cebidae. The record is from RefSeq and is a predicted model, not a curated record.
GGGGGCAGACCCCGCAGCCGCCCGGCCGGCGUCCGGCCUUCCCAACACCCGGCCCGGGGCUGGAGCUGCAGGGCUGGCCAGAGGCGCCCGCGGCCGCUCCCUCUCCUCCCACCCCACCCCGAGGAGCAGCGCGCGGCAGGGCGGCUCGGUGCCCGGCGGGCGGGCGGCCCGUCUGCGCGGCCCGGGCGGGCCUGCGGUCGGGAUGAGGACGGCGCCUCUGCAGCUGAGCGCUGGAGCGGCGGGGCCGGGAGCUCGUUGGCGGCCGCCGGCGUGGCGCGCGGAGCGGGCCUCGGAGAGGAGCCAAGAAAUUCUCAUUCCUCAGGAAGUUGUGCGGCGUCCCAGCUGAGGGGCCCCUGACUCCCCAGGCUCCACUCAGGACCAUGAGCACAGGCUUCCCUGGGACCCUCCGAGGGCUGAGAAUGGCCAUCCAGCCCACUCCCCGGGGCGCCCCUCGGACAGCUGCAUCCUUCUAGCACCAGGACGGAGGGGCCAUGCCAGGGGAACGGCCCCGAGGAGUGCCAGCCCCCACCAUGACAGGAGACCUGCAGCCCUGCCACGUUGCCAGCAGCCUGGGGUGCCCCUCCCAGGCCCCACUGGAGGACCAUAGCCCAGCCAGCAGGACUACCAAGGGUGCUAGGGAGGUUGGCCGCCAGGCCCAGGCCAUGGAGCUCCCUGAGGCCCAGCCGAGGCAGGCCAGGGAUGGGGAGCCCCAGCCCCCACCCCUGAGAGGCCAGGCCCUGAGCAGCACCCCCAGGAAGGGGGGCGGCCCCCAGACCCCACCAGGGAGGAGCCCCUUGCAGGCUUCCUCAAGACUGGUGGGCAAGGCAGCCGGCAGCCCCCCAAAGCACUAUAGUCUGAGCAUCACCAGCUCGAGAGCUAAGGCCACCCUGGAACAGAUGCCUGAGAACCCACCACUGGAGGCUGCCCAGCCCCCAGAGGUGGAGGCCCCCCAGGGCCCUGGGACGGGAGCUCCCCUCAGGCCAGGCCUCCCGAGGACCACGGCCCAGCCCACUGCUGAAGAGCUCGGCUUCCACAGUAGUUUUCAGGAGACACCCUCCAGCUUUACCUCCACCAACUAUACCUCACCAAGCGCCACCCCCAGGCCCCCAGCCACAGGGCCCCCCCAGAGCAGGGGCGCCAGCCCAAUCCAUCCCAGCCCCUAUCCUGAAUUGCAGGCCAGUGGGGCUGACUCCUGGCCUCCCGCUGCUGAGAAUAGCUUCCGAGGUGCUAAUUUCGGGGCUCCCCCUGCCGAGUCGGAGCCCAUUCCCACAGGCAGCAGGCCCGGCAGCAGCCCCACGGGGGCUUCCUUCCAGUUCCCCUUCCCAGCCCUGCACGGGGCUGGUGCUAACCCCUUCCCUGCGAACGUGGCCAGCCACACAUUCACUGACGGGCCGCUGGUGUUUGCCUUCCACCAGCCCCAGGGAGCAUGGCUGGAAGAGACCGUGGGAGCCGGCCCAGCCUACCCGCUGCCCACCCCGUCUGCACCCUCACCCCUCCCCUGCUACCAGGGCCAGCCAGGUGGCCUCAGCCCCCACAGCAACCUCAGCGGUGCCCUGUCUCCGCCCGGAGCUGCUCACUCAGCCCCGAGACCCUUCGACGGUUUGCACAAGAGCCUUACCAAAAUCCUUCCCGAAAGACCAUGUUCAGCCCAGGAUGGGCUGGGAAGCCCAAGGGAGCCCCCUGGCUCCCUGCCCCAGAGGCACUUUUCAGGGCAGGCAUACAGAGCCAGCCGGGUGGACACCAGCCCAGGGCCUCUGGACACUGAGCUGGUCACCCCAGGGCCACCACCCCCCAGGCUGCCCCAGCUGUGGGACCCCACAGCAGCCCCUUACCCCACAGCUGCCAAGGGCCCCCUGGCUGCCACCAGGAGUGCAUUCUUCAAUGGCCAGCCCGGCCCAGGCCAGCGGCUCUGCCUCCCCCAGAGUGCACCCUUGCCAUGGCCCCAGGUGCUCCCGACUGCUGGGCCAAGCCCCCACAGAAUGGAGAUGCCGAGCCGGCUACCUGUCCCUGCGGGGGCCCCUGAGUGGCAGGAGGACAGCCACAGAGCUCUGAGCAGUGCUGGGAAGACACCGGGACCCGAGGAGAAGCUGGCAGCUGUGAGAAGUGGCCAGGACACCUCCCCAGCACUGUUCACCUACAGUGGGCUUACAGACCCCGGAGCCCAGCCCCUGUUCUUCAGCAUGGCCCAGGCCCAGGUUCCACCUCACGGCACACCCAGGGUGGUGGGAGCGUCCCCCAGCGAGUCCCCACUGCCAUCACCAGCCACCAACACGGCCAGCAGCACCUGCUCUUCACUGUCACCGAUGUCCAACAGCCCAGCCAACCCCAGCUCAGAGGAGAGCCAGCUCCCUGGCCCACGCGGGCCCUCGGCCUUCUUCCACCCACCCACUCACCCCCAGGAGACGGGCAGCCCCUUCCCAUCCCCCGAGCCCCCCCACUCCCUCCCCACCCACUACCAGCCAGAGCCGGCCAAGGCCUUCCCUCUCCCUGCAGAUGGGCUGGGAGCUGAGGGUACCUUCCAGUGCCUGGAGGAGACCCCAUUCCCCCACGAGGGCCCCGAGGUGGGCCGGGGAGGGCUGCAGGGUUUCCCCCGCGUGCCGCCGCUGUGCCCCGCACACCACUUCUCCCUCAGUAGCGCCAGCCUGGACCAGCUGGACGUGCUGCUGACGUGCAGACAGUGUGACCGCAACUACAGCAGCCUGGCGGCCUUCCUGGCACACCGGCAGUUCUGCGGAGUGCUCCUGGCCAGGGCCAAGGAUGGCCACCCGCGUUCCCCGGGUCCUGCUGGGCUCUCCUCGCCCACCACGGCCCCCAGAGUCCCUGCCGACGCACAUCCCAGCAUGCUCAGCCACUCGAAGGCCUUCCUGCCAGCUGAGGAUGUCCAGGCCGAAGGCAAAGAUGACCCCCUGAGAACAGGCUUCUUACCCAGCCUGGCCGCCACCCCGUUCCCACUCCCUGCCUCGGACCUGGACAUGGAGGAUGAUGCCAAGCUGGACAGCCUCAUCACCGAGGCGCUCAACGGCAUGGAGUACCAGUCAGACAACCCCGAGAUCGACAGCAGCUUCAUCGACGUCUUCGCAGAUGAGGAGCCUUCUGGCCUUAGAGGUCCCAGCACUGGGCAGCCCCCUAAGACGAAGGCAGGCGUGACUCCGGAGAACAGAGCUCCACCCCCACUCCCAACGGCCACACCAGACCCUCAAGCUCCCCGCCCUGGGGACAGAGGCUGCCCAGCCCGAGGCAGGCCCAAAACGCGUUCUCUGGGUCUGGCCCCCACAGAGGUGGACGCGCCCAGCCAGGGCAGGCAGCAGAGGAGAGGGAAGCAGUUGAAGCUCUUCCAGAAGGAUCUGGACACCAGUACAGCAGAGGGGCUGGGUGUGGGCGGCAGAACUGCCCUGAGGCCCAGGAGGAGGAAGGGCAGUCAUGGGCAGCGGCCCCCACCCUGUCCCCGCGACCUGAGAACUCAGGACCCCGAGAGCCAUGCAGACCCCACCCCCCAGGUCCGGAGAGCCGCCACCCUCCCUGAGGAGACCAGGAGCUCCCCACGCCUCCGACUGCCCCCCAGGAAGGACUCCAGGAGGAGGAAGGCUGGGGAUGGCGCCUGGGGCAAGGAGCUCAUCCUGAAGAUCGUGCAGCAGAAGAACAAGCACUACCAGCGGCUGGGACGGCAGGUGGGCAGGCGGGGGUCCCUGGUGGCCCAGAGGCUCCAGCCCCGUGCUGAGGACCACAGGCUCCAGGAGUACAACUAUGCCUCCGAGUCCGAGGAGGACCAGCCUCCUCCGCAGCAGGGUCCUGGCUUCAGAGGCCGGAGGUGCCGAGGGGCGAAGAGGAAGGAAGUGGACUUGACCCAGGGUCCCAGAGAGGAUGGAGAGCGACAGAAACACGGGAAGGCAGUGAGGCAGGGAGCCGGCGGGGACAGAGCCCCCCACAACCCCGAGGAACCAGGCAGGCCGUGUCGGGACCCCAACAGGAGCUCCGAGGCCGACGGACCACUGCCAAACCUGGAGGCCGGAGUGGCUGCCAGGGAGACAGCCAAGUGUGCUGAUGGCCCCUCACUGGCCCCCAAGGAUCCCCUGCAGGUCCCCACCAACACCCAGACCCCCAAGGAAAACCGCCCACCACUGGACUUCCCCCAGGAAGCCAAGGAGCCUGAAAUUGUCAAAGGGUCACCCGUGGACACCACAGAACUUACAGAGGUUUUGAGUUCUUCUCCAGCCAGCUGUGCAGAAGGAAGCCCCAGCCUCCUGAUUCCAGAGCAGCCGCAGCCCAGCAGACAGGACACGGGCAGCCCCAAGCUAUCGGGAAGCCUCGCCAACAUGGUGCCCCACACCACCCUGGCGCCCCUCAGGGGUGCACCAGCGCCAGGCAUGGGCGGCCUGCUGGAUGGCCCUGGGUGCACAAAGGCCCCCAUCUCCCACAACAGAGAGGAACCCCCUGCCCGCCAUCCUGCAGAAUUUCUGGCACCCAUGGCUAACCCCUUGAGUACUGCCUGCCCCAAACCCGGCAUCCUGUCUUCAAAGGUCUCCGGUUUUGGCUGUGACCCUGCUGGUUUUAAUGGAGACCCCAUGGGGGUUCCAGUUGCCAAAAAGGGGCCUCAGUCCUAUGGCAGCCCCCACAGUGAGUUGUUCCUUGGACCUAAAGACCUGGCUGGCUGUUUCCUGGAAGACCUGCACCCCAAGCCCUCAGCCAUGGACGCCCCACCGGCCAGCAACUCCUGCCUUUGCCAGGAUGGCAAGGAUGCUGGCUCCCUCGAGCCACUGCUGCCUAAGAGCCUCCCCGGCACGGCCGAAACAGAUGCAGGCAGAGCCACAUCGCCACUGACCUUGGAGUCCACAUCCCUUUUUCCAGGACUGCCACUGGACAGAUUCAACCCACCCCUCUACGGCAGCCUGUCUGCAGACAGGGGCCCCCAGGUGCCGUUCACAUGUGCUGACCCUCCCCAGAAGCAGCCCCCAUCAGACCCACCGUUCCCCUCUUUUUUGCUGCUUGAAGAAGUACCCCCUAUGCUGCCCAACCAUUUUCCUGAUCCCUCAGGGGGAAAGGUGCUCAGUAAGACGUGUCCCCCUGAACAGACAGCAGCCCCCGGCACCUCAGCUUUGCCUGGGAAGGGUAGUGGAUGUAGUGCUGCUCUUAUGAGCCACCUGUCUGAGGACGAACUGGAGAUCCAGAAAUUGGUCACCGAAUUAGAAAGUCAACUGCAAAGGAGCAAAGACACACCUGGGGCCCCAAGAGAGCUCGGAGAAGCUGAGUCUGGGGGCAGGGUGGAGCCAGGCACAGGCACAGAGGCUGCCCACCUGCUGCCCACCUGCCAGACCACCAUGCCCCACAAGGACACACUCUCGGCAGCUGACCUCACGGUCACUGGGGAAUCCGCUGCACCUCGGGAGGGUGCAGGACCAGCUGUGGCCACCAUGGAAGGGGUUCAGCAAAAGCCCACGACGACAUGGCCCUGCCCAGCUUCCUUCCACCCAGGAGAAACAGCCCCUCUCCCCUGCGCCCAAGAAGACCUGGAUUCUGGGUCUCCUUUCAGCCCCACGGGAGCCAGCUUCCAUUUUCAGCUGGUGCAGAAAGCCAGAGUCUCCAAGACUGGACUCCACCAGGCAGAAGGAGACAACAGGGCCCCCCAACAAGUCUGCUUGCCUGAAGGGGACAGCGGGUCCCCCCAAGAUGUCUGCUUGCCUGGAGGGGACAGUGGGUCCCCCCAAGAUGUCUCCUUGCCUGGAGGGGACAGCGGGGCCCCCCAAGAUGUCUGCUUGCCUGAAGGGGACAGCAGGGCCCCUGAAGAUGUCUGCUUGCCUGGAGGGGACAGCGGGGCCCCACAAGAUGUCUGCUUGCCUGAAGGGGACAGCAGGGCCCCUGAAGAUGUCUGCUUGCCAGAGCCCCGCAAGCAGCCAGGGCCACCACUGGAUGCCAGGAGUUUAGCAAAGUACAGCCCUGACCAGGAGCUUUCAUUUCCUAAAAAUAAGGAGGUCAGCAGCUCACAAGAAAGUGAAGAUGCCCUUCGGCCACUUCCCUGUGAACAGAGAGGACGGCUUUUCCCAGGACCCGGCACCGCAGACGGGCCCUGCCCAGAGGCCCCCGCUCUGGAAGCCUUCUGCAGCCCUGCACUCCAUCUGGCCCCUGACUUGGCAUUUCAGGGUGAUGGGGCCUCACCACUGGAUGCCACCUGGCCUUCUGGUGCCAGUCAGAGCCAUGCCGCCCAGGGACAUUCUGCAGGCAGAGCAGGUGGGCGCCUCUACCCCGCAUCAGGGAGGCCUGGCUUUGAGGGUAAUGAGUUUGCACCGGCAGGGGCCUCCUCGAUGACCUCCCCCCAGGGCAGGAGGGCUUGGUUUGUCCCUGUGCCAAGUCCCACCUGUGUGUCUGACACACAUCUCAGCAGGAGGUCCCAGGACCCAGCCUCAAGCCCCCUACGUCAGCUCUCAAUCCUGGGGCCCGGAGCAGCUGAGAGUAAAGAUGGCACCCCGGCCUCUCAAGAUCCAACACCUGCUGCCCAGAGCCCUCUGAGAGGGAACCCCUCAGAUCUGGAAGGGGACACUGUGAAAGGGGAGAAGGUGGCCUGUGGCCCCGCCCUGGGCCCUCCAGAGGGUGUGGAGGUGACAACUCUCCCUACAGUGGCCGGAGAUCAGCUGGGGCUGGAGGCAGAUGGACAUCGAGGCUCUCUUGGCCAAGCUGAGAAAACCCAGGUCCAAGGCAGAGUCAGCUGGCCUCAGCCAGUGAACGGAGGGAGCCCAGGGGGGGCGGGUAACCUCUCCUCCGUCAAUACAGCACUGGCCAGGCCUGCCACGGGUGCAGUCCUGCUAGAGAAAUGCGAAGGGCUUAGGGCAGCCAUGAGCCUUCAGGGCGAGGCCCCGCACCCCCCAAGCCUCCCGCACCCUCCAAGCCUCCCGCCCCCGGAUAGGGAGUCCCUGGAGCUAGCCUUGACAGCAGCCCACACCCAAAAUGCACCUGAGGGCGGGGCUCUACAGAGGGCAUCCAGCCUGGGCCUGAACAAGCCGAUGUUCAGCACAGGGGAUAGUCCAGCACCCUCCAUCGGGGACCUGGCGGCCUGUGUCCCUUCACCCUCUUCUUCAGCCACCCCUACGCCCUGCAGCCUCAGGCCCCUGCCCCACGAAGACCCACCCACCUCUCCCUCCAGUGCCACUGGAGCCCAAGGUGGGCUGAGGGGGCAGCUGCCAACAUCUCCAUCCUGCAGGGACCCUCCCAGCCCCCAGCACCUGCCAGCCUAUUCUCCUACCCAGGCACCUCUGGAAGAGGCAGAUGCUAUCCCAGCCCACACAGAUACUGGGGCUGGGGAUCCCCCGGUGGCUCCCCUGCCUUUGACCACAAGCCUGUGUGAUCCUAAGGGAGCCCUGGCUCACUGCAUCCUCCAGGGGGAGGACAGCCUCCUGGAAGACCCUUCCUCCCGGUGUCCUGGCUCAAUCAGUGCCACAGUCUACACUCACGGCAGGGGCAGCCCCGAGGACAGCACUUUAAGAAUUCCAGAGGAUUCCAGAAAAGAGAAGCUGUGGGAGUCUCCUGGCCGAGCCACCUCUCCUCCCCUGGUGGGGGCUGUCUCCCCCACCAUGGCCCUGAGGGCUGCUGACCUGGCCAGCACUCUCACCAAAGAUGCGCCACAGGCAGGCAGAGGACCCCCAGGGCUGGAACCCCAAAGCAGGGGGGCCCCAUCCCACCCCAAUCCUGACAGGAUGCCCAGCGGCCUCUCAUAUUCUCCAAGUAACACUGCCCGCCUCAGCCAAAGGGAAGCCCACGCUGUCACAGCUGUGCCCACUGAGCCUCCCACGCCACCAGGUGCAGGGUUGGACUCCCCCACCUGCCUGGAAGAUGAGGCGGGGACCAGCAGCAAGGGGCCAGAGCACCCAGGGACCCCUGAGGCUGGGCAUUCUGGUGCUACCAAGGUGCCCAGUGUCACCUGCCCUUCCACAGGACUCUGCUUGGGCAUAACCACAGCUCCAAGCAGCGCAGCAAGUGACUUCCAGUCUGACUCCCCCAAAAGCCACAGAAAUGCCUCCCACCAGACUUCCCAGGAGGACCCCCUCGGUCCCCAAGACCUCAAACAGGGGCCUCGUGGCUAUAAAAAGAAGCCAGUGUCUACAGAGAACAGCCAGGCUGCGCUCGGGCCUGUGACCUGUGAGGUCUGCACAGCCUCCUUCCGCUCCCGGCCGGGCCUGAGCCGGCACAAGGCCAGGAAGCACCGGCCACACCCGGGAGCACCCCCACAGCCGAGCCCAGCGGCCCUGCCUGCUCACCAGCCUCCGGGGCCCCCAACCCAAAAGUGCCAGCCCCCCAGGAAGAAGAGCCGCAAGGCACCUGGGAAGGAGAGACCAAACCACUCGCGGGGGGACUCCAGCCACAUCGCCCCGGGCUUGAAGGAGGUUCUCAGGACACCCGGCUCCACGCACAGCCAGCAGCAGCGCCCCCCAAGCCCUGCUGAGCAUGGGGUGGAUGGGAAGGCUCCAGCCUCCAAGCCAAGACCAGGCCGGGUCGGGGAAGAGGAGCUCCAUCCCAAGCAGGCAGAGAGACGAGAAGGCCAGAGGCGGCGCAGAGAGCCCACAGGGGACUCCACCAGCCACUCAGAGGGGAAGUCAAGUCAGAAAGCAGGAAAGCUGAGAGGCAGAAGGCUCUGGGAGGAUGGCGCUUCUGCAGUCUCUCCUGAAGUGGUUUCAGAUGGGUGCGGCUCCCGACCAUCCCUCGCAACAGCCAGCGACGCAGCCCCCGCUAGCCACUGCCUCUCUGUGGAAGGACAGCCUGAGGCUGACAAGGAGCAGCCUCCUCGCUGGACCAUGCCUGGGCCUAGGGUGUUGGAGGUUGCUUCGGGGACUGACCUGGAGGCUCUGUGCGCAGGGGAGACUGGGGCCCAGAAGCUACCUGGAGAUCAGAUGCUUCGUCCAGGGAGGAUGGACGGUACAGCUCUCGGGGAACGGCCAGUUGGGCAGAAGGGAGCCUUGGCCAGGGGGCUCCAGAGACCGAGAGAGACCAAAGCAUUGGGUGUUUGCAGAGAGGCUGGGAGCACGCCGGCAGAGGACAGCAGCAGGGCCCACAGCGGGUCAGAGGAAGGCUUCUGGGAGGAGCUCGCGAGCCCCUUGGGUCCCCUGGGUUUUCCCGAGACUUCCAGCCCUCCAGUGGACAGCACCACUAGCGGCUGCCUCCAGGGCCUCCCGGAGAACCCAGACACCCAGGGUGGGGUCCAGGGGCCUGAGGGCCCCACUCCUGAAGCCCCCAGCUCCAGUGCCAAGGAUCCUCCAAGCUUGUUUGAUGAUGAGGUCUCCUUCUCCCAGCUCUUCCCUCCCGGCGGCCGCUUGACCCAAAAGAGGAACCCACGCGUCUACGGGAAGCGCUGUGAGAAGCCAGAGCGCCAGCUGCCCACCCAGCCCAGCAUGGAGGAGGGCCCCACACUCAGCCCAGCCUGCCUGCCCACGGACCUCAGCGACUCCGGCUCCCUCUGCCUCUGCCAUGAGGAUCCGUGGGAGGACGAGGACCCCGCAGGUCUGCCCGAGUCCUUCCUCCUGGAUGGGUUCCUCAGCAGCAGGUCGCCUGGCAUCGACCCCUGGGCCUCCGGCCUCAGCCUGUGGGCUCUGGAGCCUGGUGAGGAAGGCAGUGCAGAGAAGCUGCCCUCCCAUUACCCUGAGGACGAUCAGCCCGAGGCCAUUCCCAAACUGCACAUGGUCCCGGCAGCUUGGCGAGGCCUAGAGCUGCCAGCCCCUACGAGUGAUGCCUCCUCUUCUCUUGGAGACAUGAGCCCUGAGCCCCCCAGCCUGGAGAGAGAACGCUAUGAUGGUGGGCUGCCCGGGAAUGCCCACCUGCUGCCACUCCAGGCCGCGGACUUGGAGACACUGAGCUCCGAGUUUGAGAUGCAAGACCUGUGCUUUCUGGGACCCUCUGAAGACCCCGCAGGUCUCCCAACCACCAGCUUCUUAGACUUCGAGGCCACGGCGAGCUCCCCGGGGCCACAGAACGGAAGGACAGAGGCGGCCAUGGAGGCGGGGAGGGCCCAAGGCCGAGGGCGGCUGACCAAGGGCAAGCGGGCCUCCUACAAGUGCCGGGUGUGCUUCCAGCGCUUUCGCAGCCUGGGCGAGCUGGACCUGCACAAGCUGACCCACACACCCGCGCCACCGCCCACCUGCUACAUGUGCGUGGAGCGCAGGUUCGGCUCGCGGGAGCUGCUUCGAGGGCACCUGCAAGAGAGACACGCGCAGAGCAAGGCGGGGCCCUGGGCCUGUGGCAUGUGCCUGAAGGAGGUGGCUGACAUCUGGAUGUACAAUGAGCACCUGCGGGAGCACGCCGCCCGGUUCGCCCGCAAGGGGCAGGCGCGGAGGUCUCUGGGGGACCUGCCCAGAGGCCUGCAGGGCGGCAGCGCCAUUGCCCAGCUCCUGAGUGGCAUCAUGGAACCCACACCCAAACCCCACAGGGACAAGCACUCAGGCGGGAGCCCGGGAGACUCCUCAGGGCCGGAGGGAGAGGCCGGGAAAGAGAGCAGGAGCAAGAGGGCGAAACCCAGCUGGCACAGCGCCCCCAGCCACCCAGACAGGGCCGUGACACCAGACAGCGUCUCUGCCAACACCCUGGCCAACCUGGGCAGCCCUGCAGCCUGCGAGAAGCCCGCUCCGGCCUGCGGCUCGGCCCCUCUCCCAGGUCCCGCCAAGACCACCCCCAUCCCGUCGCCAGACUCCUGGGCCGGCGGGGAGCCCCUCCUGCAAGCCGUCCUGGUGCACGAGGCCUGCAAGGACCCCUCGCGGGACUGCCACCACUGCGGGAAGCGCUUCCCCAAGCCCUUCAAGCUGCAGCGCCACCUGGCGGUGCACAGCCCACAGCGCGUCUACCUGUGCCCCCGGUGCCCCCGGGUCUACUCCGAGCUCGGGGAGCUGCUGGUGCACCUGGGCGGGGUGCACAGGCUGCAGGAGCCACUGGAGGUGCAGCACACACCACUCUACGCCUGCGAGCUCUGCGCCACGGUCAUGCACAUCAUCAAGAAGUCCUUCGCCUGCAGCUCCUGCAACUACACCUUUGCCAAGAAGGAGCAGUUUGACCGCCACAUGGACAAGCACCCCCGGAGGGAGUGGCAGCCCUUUACAUUCCGCGGUGUGCGGAGGCCGGGAGCGCCAGGGCAGAAGUCCCUGGCCCUCGAAGGCACACUGCCCAGCAAACGGCGCAAGCUGGCUGUGCCCGGCAGUGCCCCCGGGCCCGAGGAGGACAGCCCCACCCUGAGCGAGCGGUCCCUCCCUGCCCUGCUCCAGCUCUGCCCGGAGGUGGCUGCCAGCACCACCAAGGGAUGGCCCGAGAUCCUAGAGAGGCCUGCAGACCCUGGGACCCUCCCGAUCAGGGUUUGGGAUCGGCCAUCUGACCACCAGGAGUGUCCCCCGCCAUCUCUGUCUCCCUACCCAGCUGCCUUGGCUGAGGGCAGAGGGGACUGCGAGCCAGACAGAGCCCUAGAGAGGCCAGAGGAUGAGGCUUCCGCAGGCAGCCCUGGGACUCUUCUCCAGCAAGCUCUUCCACUGGGGGCAUCUGUGCCACGGCCAGGAGCCAGAGACCAAGAUGCAGAGGGUAAGAGGGCUCCCCUCCUGUUCUCAGGGAAACGCAGGGCCCCAGCUGCCCGAGGUAGAGGUGCCCCUGACCAUUUCCAGCAAGAUCCUGCCCUGCUUCCAAAACAGAAGCAGGUGUCCUCAAGCCACAUGGCAUCUGAAGGGGGGCCUGGAGGCCCCUUCCACAAGGGCAGUGCCACCAAGCCUGGGGGCUGCCAGAGCUCAUCAAUGGACAGGUGGGCAGCAUCCACCCCCAGCAAAGCACCCAAGUUCCCAGUGCAUCCAAGGAAGGCGGUGGGGAGCCUGGCACCCGGGGAGCUGGCCUGUGACACAGAGAACGGGAUGAAGCCCGACACCCCCAAAGCCAAACCAGGCCCCAGCCCCCAGGGCAGUGGAAGCCCUCGCCCUGGCACCAAGACAGGUGGUGGCAGCCAGCCCCAGCCAGCCAGUGGGCAGCUCCAGAGUGAGACAGCCACUACCCCAGCCAAGCCUAGCUUCCCCAGCCAGAGCCCUGCACCAGACAGGCUCCUGCCUCAAGCCCAGGCCAAGAGCUGCACCAAGGGGCCAAGGGAAGCUGGUGAGCAGGGGCCCCACAGGAGCCAGGGUCCCAAGGAGAAGGGAGAAAGCAGCAUGAAGAGGAAGAAGGUCCAGGCCCCAGGGGCAGCCAGGACUGAGAGUGUGGGGAGCUUGGGGAGAGCCCCCUCGGCCCCUGACAAGCCCCUCCGGACCCCUCGGAAGCAGGCAACUCCCAGCCGUGUGCUCCCGGCCAAGCCCAAACUCAACAGCCAGAAGAAACCCAGGCCACCGCCCUCAGAGCAGCGGAAGGCAGAGCCGGGCCACGUGCACAGGAAGGACAGACUGGGCAAGGCCUUCCCCCAGGGGCGACCCCUGCUCAGGCCCCCCAGGAGGGGCAGAGCUGUCCACGGUGCUGAACCUGCAGAGCCGCACACCCGCCGGACCGCCGAGGCCCAGAGUGACCUCCUUAGCCAGCUCUUCGGGCAGAGACUAACUGGAUUCAAAAUCCCUUUAAAGAAAGAUGCUUCUGAGUAAUUUAUAGGAGCAAGAGCCUGGGAGCAGAGCUGGGGGCAGCCAGUUCACUCUGUGGCCACUUGACUUCGUGUGCCUUGAUGUCAGAGCUGAGGUUGUGACACUUUGAACAGGGCCCUGGGUGGCCCUUUCUUGCUGGAAGGCUGCGGGUGAAAGACGGGGCCACUGCAGCCCCUUUGAGACCACACAGCUGCUUUCUUGGUACCAACUACUUGAAGAGACAGCACCUUAUCCCCCCCACCCACAGCCUUGUGCCCUGUUGGCAAGGCACCUACACCAUAGAAGCCAAUAUCUGGAGAUUUGCACGGCCUCCCAUUCCCCAUACGAAGCAGGGAAGUAAGUCGAGGCAGCCAUGGGAUGACGGCAGGUUCCCUCCUAGUUUUGCUGCUGUUGCUGGAGUUCCAAGUGACCUUAGAAACCACGUGGGGGAGGCAGCGCUCACCACUUGGAAGAGCUGCUCCUGAGCCGCCUGGUCCCCCAAGAGCACAACAGGCCUCCUCCCUCUGACCACAGGGUCGUGCUGGCCUCUGUGCUGCCGGAGAAAAGCCCAUCUCUAGCACACCUUGACCCCGGGAACCAGGUUUCCAUUUGGAACCGGGAAGAAACAGCGCCUGUGCCAGCUCCCACAGGUCCUCCCGGUUCCCCGUCAGCCUCCAUGGCCGCCUUCUGGAGCCCACCUGCUGUACGGAGCUCUGGGCUCUGCCUCUCUGCAAUGUUACUCUGAAGUUUCUGGUGCUAUUUUGGUGUUGUAAUGUGAA